Messenger RNA from Pseudophryne corroboree (corroboree frog), 3742 nucleotides. It is a transcript of the gene FBXO24, whose product is annotated as F-box protein 24. Lineage: Eukaryota; Metazoa; Chordata; Amphibia; Anura; Myobatrachidae. Bases 2009 to 3718 code for a protein of 569 amino acids. The transcript has 12 exons. Gene Ontology annotation, molecular function: protein binding. The record is from RefSeq and is a predicted model, not a curated record.
AUAAGAUUUCACCAGUACAUACAGGCGCAGGCACUCACUGACCAUGGCAACCAGUUGUUAUAUAGGAAAGCUGACUGACCACCAUGGCCACCAUCAGUGCUAGGAAGGAGGACUGACCACCAUGGCCACCAUCAGUGCUAGGAAGGGGGACUGACUAGGGCCACCAUCAGUGCUAGGAAGAGUGUAACUGACCACAGCCCCUUACGGAAAAGGUCCCUUAGCCCACUUGAUUCUAGCAUCUACCCAGCCACCAUCAGUGCUAGGACGGAGGACUGAUCACCAUGGCCACCACCAUCAGUGCUAGGACGGAGGACUGAUCACCAUGGCCACUAUCAGUGCUAGCAAGGGGGACUAACCACGGCCACCAUCAGUGCUAGGAAGGGGGACUAACCACGGCAACCAUUAGUGCUAGGAAGGUGGACUGAAAACCAUGGCCACCAUCAGUGCUAGGAAGGGGACUGACCACAGCCGACAUCAGUGCUAGGAAGGGGGACCGACCACGGCCGCCAUCAGUGCUAGGAAGGGGGACUGACCACCAUGGCCACCAUCAGUGCUAGGAAGAGUGUGACUGACCACGGCCACCAUCAGUGCUAGGAAGGUUGACUAACCACGGCCACCAUCAGUGCUAGGAAGGGGGACUGAAAACCAUGGCCAUCAUCAGUGCUAGGAAGGGGGACUGACCAUGGCCACCAUCAGUGCUAGGAAGAGUGUAAUUGACCACUGCCACCAUCAGUGCUAGGAAGGGUGUGACUGACCAUGGCCACCAUCAGUGCUAGGAAAGGGGACUGACCACCAUGGCCAAUAUCAGUGCUAGGAAGGGGGACUAACCACGGCCACUAUUAGUGCUAGGAAGGUGGACUGAAAACCAUGGCCACCAUCAGUGCUAGGAAGGGGGACUGAAAACCAUGGCCACCAUCAGUGCUAGGAAGGGGGACUAACCACGGCCACCAUCAGUGCUAGGAAGGGUGACUGACCACCACGGCCACCCUCAGUGCUAGGAAGAGUGUAACUAACCACGGCCACCAUCAGUGCUAGGAAGGGUGGGACUGACCAUGGCCACCAUCAGUCCUAGGAAGGGGGACUGACCACCAUGGCCACUAUCAGUGCUAGGAAGGGGGACUGACCACCAUGGCCACUAUCAGUGCUAGGAAGAGUGUGAUUGACCACGGCCACCAUCAGUGCUAGGAACGGUGACUGACCACGGCCACCAUCAGUGCUAGGAAUGGUGACUGACCACGGCCACCAUCAGUGCUAGGAAUGAGGACUGACCACGGCCGCCAUCAGUGCUAGGAAUGGGGACUGACCACGGCCGCCAUCAGUGCUAGGAAAGGGGACCGACCACGGCCGCCAUCAGUGCUAGGAAGGGGGACUAACCACCAUGGCCACUAUCAGUGUAGGAAGAGUGUGACUGACCACGGCCACCAUCAGUGCUAGGAAUGGGGACUGGCCAUGGCCACCAGAGGGUCUGUAGCUGCACUCUAGGCCUCUGCAUGCCUUGCUGGAGCUCUGGUCAUUAGGUCUGCACUGUACAAGGAAUUACCACAAAAAGAUGCUUGUGGCUACUAAGUGGUUAACAAGCCACGUAACGCUGCCCGUGGGAGAAGCAGCUGGUCCUGAGAUCUGCGCCUGCAGCCCUGAGCGUUUGCCCCUGCGACGUGUUGGUCGUCAUAGCGAAGCGGACGCUUACAGGAAACUGUACAAAAUAGCUACUGACCCACUCAAGACUUCCUCCCCUAGAGUUCUGUCCACCAGGCCUGGUCCUAAUGGCCUCUCUACAAGCCUGGACCAGGAUAGCGCCCCACACCCGAGCAGAAGGCGGAGACAGAAUCCUCCACCCUGACUGGACACAGUAGCUGUGUGAUGUCAUAAUGCCGCAGUGUUCCGUGGUCAGGGCAUCGGGCUAGGGGCAGUAGGAGGAGUCCGGGCUCCUGGGAAGAACAGGAGCAUUGGGAUCUGUGACGCACUAUAGCAGCUGCGCAGAGCAGAGGUUACCGCGGAGAAGAGCGGGAUGGAGACAGUGAAUAAGGCCGGCGGCCAAUCAGAAAGCAGGCUGGUGAGAGUAAAGAGGAGAUAUGUCCAACCCAGGACACCCAGCCAGAAGACCAGUUGUGCGACCCUCCAGGACUUACCUGCAGAGUUGAUAGAGAAAAUCAUCUCCCACCUCUCGGUCAGGGACGUUGUGCGGCUUGGAGAGACGUGCCGCUACCUACAUCAGAUGUGUAAUGGCACAAGGAUCUGGAGGGCCCUGUGUGAGAAGACCUUCCCUUGCGUGACAGAGGACACCAACUGGCGGAAAUCAACCAUCCUUAAUUACACGAAGGGCGUGUACUUCCACCCAUUCCUAAGGCGGCAGCGCCUCCAGUCCUCCAACGCGGUGGCCCCUGCCAACUCCCAUGGCUUCCGCCGCUUCUUAAUCACCAAGGACAGUGUGUUCGUCCUGGACUACGCGGGGACGCUCUUCUUCAUCUGCAGGCCCUCGCCAGCCUGUAACCGCAGCCAUGCCAGUGCGCAGUGUAAAUCGUCCUACAUCAGGCUCUGCGAGCGCGUCAAAGAUUUCUCCAGUGACCCGAGGAAUGACGUCGUUUACCGCAAGUAUAUCUACGUGCUUGUAUCGCAAGAGCUGGAGAGGCUGCCGGGCACUGCGCAAGGCUCCGGAGAGUGUGACUGCGUGGAGGUCUACAGACAGAACACGGGACAGAGAGUCUUCAGGAUGACCUUCCAUCCGACCAUGAGGCUCCAACAGCUCGCUCUACUUGGACCGGAGACGGACAGACUGCUGCUGCUACUUUCAGGAGAUGGAAAGGUUUACAGCCUGGAGAUAAAUGAGACGCAGCUGGACCUGCCGAGAUCUUACACCAUCCAGUUGUCCAUCCGCAGAGUGUCCUGGAGUCUGUCAGAUGUCACCGUGGCACAGAUGUGCAGUAAUCAGAGCAGCGUCAUCUACAUCACAGAUCUCGGCGCUGUAUAUCUUGAGGUGUACUCCCCCGCUGUCUACAGAGAUUUAUUUGGGACUCUUCAGGGCUUCGACGUCCGGGACCAGCAGAUGCCGCUGACGAUACCACUUCCAAGCAAGGUGGUGCAGUGCUCGCUCGGGUACAGCCACCUGGCAUUGGUGGAUGAGUUUGGGAGAAUAUUCAUGCAAGGAAACAACCGCUUCGGGCAACUGGGCACCUGGGACAAGAUCGAUAGAGCAGAACCCAGUCAGGUCCAUUACUUAAACAACCCGGUCGAUAUAUUUUGUGGCCUGAACCAUACGUUAGUUCUCGUGUCCCGUGAGGACUUUAUCAAGGAAAUAUACGGCUGUGGAUGCGGAGCAGGUGGACGCCUUCCUGGAUGGCCCAAAGGGAGCCCAUCGUUCGUCAAGCUGCUUAUGAAGGUUCCCGUCUGUGCCCGGGGCAUCUGCCCCACGCGAGACCAACUGUACAUCCUGUCCUGUUACGACACGGAGGACGACAUUGAGCACCGGUACAGACGCUGUAAGUCCUCGGACGCUGAGAUGAAAGAGGAAGACGCGCAGGCCUGCGAGGACGGCCUGAACCAGCUGCGGCGCUGCGCCAGCGUCCCGGAGAGAGUGACCAGGACCAGGGAUCUGGUGGCGCAGAUGCCUCUACUGAGAUUCCAGAAGGAGUGCUUGUGGGAGGCGCUGGGCUUGAUAGAGAGGGCAGCGGAGGGCAGGGAGAGGGCACCGGCUGGGCCGGGCACCCUGCAUCGACUAUGAGAAUAAACUGAUGUUCAGACAACG